Molecule: messenger RNA, 430 nt
Organism: Paraglomus occultum
Lineage: Eukaryota; Fungi; Glomeromycota; Glomeromycetes; Paraglomerales; Paraglomeraceae
Source: the annotation of a GenBank genome assembly
AUGGGUAUUGUUGAGGAAUUUAGGUCUCGGAACUUUUCUAUAUAUGCUCAAUGGGCAGGACUUCUUUCCAUACUAUUGUUGGUUCUCUUUGGCAUUCUGGCGUUUACUACUUUCAGUGUUGCCACUGUUUUUGCAGUGAUUGCAUGGGUGAUUGCGUUUAUUCUCGUGUUUGUAGAAGUUCCAAUAUUUCUAAAGAUUUGCCCAACGAGUUCAAGAUUUGAUUCAUUUAUUAAGAAAUUUAAGAAUCAUUACGUUCGUGCCGUUGGAUAUCUUGUAUGUGCUACUAUAUUGUGGCUAUUUCUCAUCAGAACGUUUGUUCUCAUCGCCCCAGCCAUUACUUUGACGGCUGCUGGAAUAUUUUACGGCAUUGCUGCAGUAACUCAUCAACCACACGCUUCGAGUUCAAUCACUGGUGGCACUGGCGUCAGUG